Molecule: messenger RNA, 2686 nt
Organism: Exaiptasia diaphana
Lineage: Eukaryota; Metazoa; Cnidaria; Anthozoa; Actiniaria; Aiptasiidae
Biological process (GO): regulation of cytosolic calcium ion concentration; calcium ion transmembrane transport; manganese ion transport
Cellular component (GO): membrane; cation channel complex
Molecular function (GO): store-operated calcium channel activity; inositol 1,4,5 trisphosphate binding
Source: RefSeq, a predicted model, not a curated record
AUUAUCGCUUCCUUUCGAGAAGCAAUGUUUGACUGUAAUGAACCUUGAAGAUUUUGAAAGGAAAUUGGAGAAGACUAUAGAAGCUGGUGAUUUCGACGAAAUAACAGACCUCGUUACACCUUAUAACCUGAUGAAGUGCAAAACAAACACCUUAGAAAAGUCCCUGGAGGUUAGUCACAAGCUCAAGUCUUUAGCCGAUAGGGGUGGACCUGACUCUGAUGACUUUGAUAGUCUGGCAAACACAGUCGAAGAUUUUGCAAUUGAGCUUCUUGAGCCUUUGAAACGCGAUGACAUGAGRAGAGCUAUAUUUGAAGGAGAAAGCUUUGACCGAAUUGCUGAAAAAAUCGUGGUCUUUCGUCAGAAAAAGUUCGUGUCUCAUCCCGUUGUAUACAAUCUUCUAAUGAAACGAUGGGCRGGAAURUUUUAUCAUCUGAGAUACAGCUCUUUGGUAUCCUUGAACUGGUGCAAAUGGUUUUUAUUGAAYCUUUGGACCGUCUUUGACCUGKUUCUCUUUCCGUUUGCGUUUACGAUUCUGUAUGUUAUUCAUCGGAUCAAAGGAAUUGUGAAACACCGGCAAGAUCACGGCGUUGUACUGAUACUUAAUUCUACCUGGAAAAAAAAAAAAUUUCCAGAGAAUGCGGAAUUUGAGCAGCGACAUAUUGGUAAAUGUGAUCAAAAUCGCAUCAAGUUCGCUUCUAUCUUGCGUCACGAAGAUGGCAUUAUAACUAAUACCUUUAUGACCAAAGACAAGGCCAGUGCUGCAUUAAAGAAUAAAACGUGCAAAAUAGAAACAGAUAACAACACAUUGCAGUCAUGCUUGAAGAAUGGAAAAGAGAUGCUUGAAAAAUUCAAAGCGGGAAAUUCAAAUAAGACAUUGGUUUUAAUGACAGACGACAUAUUUGGUGAUUCGUUCAAGGCAUGUCUUCGGGAAGCUCAGCGAGUGAAGGGCAUUGGAUUCAGAUUGUUUUGUGUCGGCUUAGGUGUUCAUCUUGAUGUAAAACAACUGGAAUCCAURGCAACGGAUGGAAAGGCUCUUCUUUACCAUGGUGAUAUUAAGCAAGAAGAUGUCUGUCAAAAGUUCCUUCAGGGUAUACAUGGACAAGAUACCUACGACCGAUAUCUGGAGUAUUUCCAAACGCCCUACUUCAUCUUCGUGCGUGACACCUUGAGCUACCUUGCGUUACUUGUUCUUCAUUGUAUCAUGUGCCUGGAGCCAUCGACUCGUCGUUUCAUAACGGUUGAAUGGGCUAYCCUUCUCUUCUUCCUUGGACGACUGUCGAUGGAAAUAUAUCAGGCAGUCAUGGAGAAACAAUUGGGUAAUGAAAUUCAAAACACCUCAUUGGAGCCAAUGAAAAACCUACCAGAGAAGAGUGAACACUCUUCAGAAAACACUUACCUGAUAAAAGAAAACCCUGAGGAAAGCGAUGAAGAAGGAGAAAGAGUAAAAAUAAUCCAACCAACCAAGCCGAGAAGAAGAUCGAUAUGCCCAGUUUUGUUCAGAAUAUUUUCCAGAUAUUUCAGUGACUGGUGGAAUGUYCUCGAUUUGAUUACACUGCUYGUAUACAUUGUUAUCCUUAUCUUACGAUYRAUAACAUGGGCCRAAGACCGCCCAGUUUCCAGGAACCGCUUGUUGGCAGUUUCAGGGUACCUUUACGGKCUUGAUACCAUGUUCCUCACUCUCAGAGUAUUUGGUCACAUCAUGGAAUCUAAAAAGUACACAGGGUCAAUCCAAAUUGCUCUCUUUCAAAUCAUCGGUGCUGUAGUGGCAAUCUUUGGACAGUUUCUGGCAGCAGUAUUGGCAUUUUCUCUUGCCAUUACCAAAGUGUACGUGGCAGAAAUGUCUUACACCACUGGAAUAAAAGCUACUUCACAUGGGUUCUGUGAAAACCGAAAGGGUGGUAUAGCAUGCUGGUCGAGCUCUGCAACACAUCUCCUAUGGUCUCUUCUUGGCAUUCCUGAGAUUGACCCUCUCCAGUCAACCGAUGGUCCAUCUAAUGUGCUUGCUAAAUUACUGUAUGGUGCAUUCCUAAUAAUGGCUGUAGUAAUGAUGAUGAACAUGAUGAUAGCUCUACUAUCAAACACUUACCAAAAAGUUGAGGAUAAUGCAUUUUAUGAAUGGUCGUACAGGAAAGCAACAACAAUAARGACCUAUGUUAACUAYCAUCCUGUCCCUGUACCGUUCAAUAUCAUCUCUCUCACGUGUUUAUUCAUCUGUCACAUAUAUCAAAUAUUCUGGUGUAAAACAUGCUGCCAGAAAGACAAUUCAAAGUCUUCAAAGACUGAAAACAAGGUAAAAGACGAAGACAAUGGUUCAUUUUUCGACUGCCUUGUUUACGACCUUCAAGCUGACUAUCUCGCUGCCCAUGGUUAUGAAUUCCCAAUGACAGAAUGCAGUAAGAUGGACUUGCUGAUGAAGGAAACAGAGGGAAGCCACCAGUUGAUUGGCCACAUCGCCAGCCAAGUGUAUAAAUAUAGUAAAAAAGAAAAUAUGAUGCUGCAAGAGAAAUUCGGGCAUCGACCCUACAUUUGGGACACAGCUGGUGUCGAUGUAAAAGGUCAUCAGUUGACGUAUGUAAGUGGACCAUGCACGUGUUUCCAGUGCUUCACGAAAUCCCCGGAAGAACCACCAAAGCACCAUGGUGCCCAGUUCCAACUACCACUUUCCAAGGAAUGUCCAGGGUUUGAG